GUGGAUGAAUCACAUCGACAACGUGCAACUGGAUCGUUACUCACUUGUGAUUCUGAUCUGGGCGGUUUCUGUUUUUUUCUUUCUUUUCUUGUCUUCUUUUCUUUUUUUAUCUCCAUGUCUCGGCCUUCCGUUACUCUACUCUAUCAUUCUCCAGAUUCGACUAACCUGCUAGUCCGGAAGAGCGCAAUAAUAAUACUACCAUUUUCGUACAACCGAAAGUGCUUCCUCGUCUCGUUAACUCUCCCCGCCACCACGACCACCACUACAGCCACCACUACAAUCACCAUCAUCACCACCACCACCAGCCCACGGCUGACCCCCUCCUGUACUCAGCUAUGCUGGCUGCAUAGAAUGCCUACCCACUUAUCUACUUACAUACUCAUUUUCAUACUCAAAGACCCGCCGAGAAGUGCACAACCUACCCCCUCUCUGCCGACACCGAAACCCCCAUGUGCAUACAUAUCAGAAACUGACAUGUCGAUGUUGAUGAAGAACUCUCCCGUCACAUACAUACAUAAGUACCCACCUAAGCAUCCACCUAAGCACCCGCCUACGCACCCGCCUACGCACCCGCCUAAGCACCCACCUACAUACAUCAACUUCCAAGUUCUUACUCUACAUGAGGGCUGCUGGCUGCCCUGCACGCACACUACUAGUAUGUAGCGACAGCAUCCGUGGCCCGCCAGUUGUGCACUUGCCGUCCGGAAGAAACCGUCAGCGAAGUAGGAGGAGAAGGAGAUGGAGAAAAAGACGAAAGUUGGGCGAAACGAAAGAGAGACCAUCCCAGAGAAGCAGAGGGAAAAAACGAACAAGAGAGAUGCCUUUCCGGCAGCAUCACCAAUAAUAAUAACUGCCAUGUGGGGGGGCUAGGCGGCCUCUGCCUC
Molecule: messenger RNA, 884 nt
Organism: Tricharina praecox
Lineage: Eukaryota; Fungi; Ascomycota; Pezizomycetes; Pezizales; Pyronemataceae
Exons: 2
Coding region: 115-663 (182 amino acids)
Source: RefSeq, a predicted model, not a curated record